This is a messenger RNA of Diuraphis noxia (Russian wheat aphid), 1023 nucleotides long. RefSeq lists its product as uncharacterized. Gene Ontology annotation, biological process: apoptotic process. NCBI's taxonomy places the organism in Eukaryota, Metazoa, Arthropoda, Insecta, Hemiptera, Aphididae. Gene Ontology annotation, cellular component: keratin filament. The record is from RefSeq and is a predicted model, not a curated record.
UAAUUAAUUUUUCACUUUAUCCGUUAUUAGUGUUUUUCUAUGUUAUCUAAUGAAUAGUUAUUUAACUUAUGAUAUGUGACUUGUUUAAGAAUUUUUAUUAUUGUUUUUUAGUUAAGUUGCAGUUGUUAUUUAACACUUCAUAAUUCAAAAUUGUBGAUAUGUUAACUAACAAUAUAACAUAUUUAUAAGUUUUUGUUGGUGUUAAAUUGUGCCUAGUUGCAGCUGUUAUAGAUAUUAAUAAUUCUAUGUGGYGCCAUUGACAGAUUUGGGUGAAGCGAGAUCUGAAAGUAAUCUUAAAACAUGAGUCAAAAGAGCUGCAGCAACAAUCGUCGGCCGAAUCCAGCAAGGGUAUACGAAGCGUUGCAUAAAAAGCGCGCGGCCGAGUGCGAAGCCAGAGAGCAAUGGGCUGGCGUGACACAAUACUUCAAGACGUGGGAGAAYAACUCGAACAAGUUCACCAGUUGGACUUCUCCGCAGUACUACAAAAAAAGUUCUGAGCUACAAUUGGAAAUGCGAAGACGAGAACAGCGAAAACUCGAGGAAGAACAAGAAGAAUUGCAGAAGUGGCGCAAAAAAUUACAGGACAGACAGAUCGAGGACGAAGAAUUUAAGAAAGGGCAAAUGAAAAAGAAACCCGUACCACUGUCUAGGCCUAAUUCAGCCGGGCAAAAACCGCCCUGCGAAGAAAUGGCAAUGGAAUUGAAACGCAAACACGACGCAGUCACGGACAGGGAGAUUGAGUUGAGACUUCACGUGCGAACCAAAUCGYGCGACCCUAAACAGGCCAAACAAUACGAAAUGCGAGAACGGGAGCGGUCUUCAGAGUCUUCAUGGGACGACCGGAUGAAGGAGAAAAAGUCGGCGGACCAAAAACGGCGAGAACGGUCGGAACAUGAGCAGCGGUUGACCGAAGAACGGUCCGCGGCCGAUCGAUUGGCCGAAGAGGAAAAACAUCGGACACGACAGGCUCGGGCCGCUCAGUUAAAAGACAAACUCGUCGGUCGUGUGGCCGAAUUAAAGUAA